This is a messenger RNA of Notechis scutatus (mainland tiger snake), 448 nucleotides long. The record is from RefSeq and is a predicted model, not a curated record. NCBI's taxonomy places the organism in Eukaryota, Metazoa, Chordata, Lepidosauria, Squamata, Elapidae.
UCUCCCUCCCAGCAAUGCAGUAGCUUCCCAUGCUCCCGCUCCUGCUCAUCCACCUCCUUCCGUCAUGGCCGCCCCGACUCAGCCUCAACAGCCUGGCUUGAUGGCCCAGAUGGCUACUACUGCAGCGGGGGUGGCCGUGGGCUCCGCCGUGGGCCACGUGGUCGGCGGGGCCCUCACGGGAGCCUUCAGUGGUGACAGCAGCUCCUCCCAGCCCGCCAAAGUGGCCAGCAGCCCUGUCCAGGAGUCCAGGCAGAUACCAACCCACCAGCCAUCUCAGUAUGGGCCUUGCCUCUACGAGAUGAGGCAGUUCCUGGAUUGUGCUACUAACCAGAGUGACCUGACCUUGUGUGAGGGUUUCAACGAAGCCUUGAAGCAAUGCAAGCAAGCCAGCGGUGAGUAUGACCACGGUGGAGGAGAAAGGAGACCAGCAGAGAUUAUACGACCUGAG